CUGUCUCUACUCUUUUCUCCCAUUUCCCUGGCUCUGCCAGGCUGUCUCCCUGGGCGCCCGCCUCCCCACCCACCCCUGGAGGGCGGGGCUUGGCUGCACCCACGUGUGGCGGAGUUAUAUGCUCCCAGCCGGCAGAGGAGCUGGGGAGUGUGGCACUGAGCGGCUCAGGCAGAAGACCGGCACCAUGGCUGGCAAGAAAGUCUGCAUUGUAGGCUCAGGCAACUGGGGCUCAGCCAUCGCCAAGAUCGUGGGUGGCAAUGCAGCCCAGCUGGCACGCUUUGACCCACGGGUGACCAUGUGGGUGUUUGAGGAAGACGUCGGGGGCAGAAAGCUGACAGAAAUCAUCAACACACAGCACGAGAAUGUCAAAUACCUGCCAGGGCACAAGCUGCCCCCCAACGUGGUGGCUGUCCCGGACGUGGUCCAGGCUACAGCAGACGCUGACAUCCUGAUCUUUGUGGUGCCCCAUCAGUUCAUCAGCAAGAUCUGUGCCCAGCUCAAGGGCCACCUGAAGGCAAACGCCAUUGGGAUAUCUCUAAUUAAGGGGGUAGACGAGGGCCCCAAUGGGCUGAAGCUCAUCUCUGAAGUGAUUGGGGAGCACCUGGGCAUCCCCAUGAGUGUGCUGAUGGGGGCCAACAUUGCCAACGAGGUGGCUGAUGAGAAGUUCUGUGAGACAACCAUUGGCUGCAAGGACCUGGCGCAGGGACAGCUUCUGAAAGAGCUGAUGCAGACACCGAAUUUCCGCAUCACGGUGGUGCCAGAGGUUGACACAGUAGAGAUCUGUGGGGCCUUAAAGAACAUCGUGGCUGUGGGAGCUGGCUUCUGCGAUGGGCUGGGCUUCGGCGACAACACCAAGGCUGCAGUGAUCCGCCUGGGCCUCAUGGAGAUGAUCGCCUUCGCCAAGGUCUUCUGCAGGGGCCCUGUGUCCUCUGCCACCUUCCUGGAGAGCUGUGGUGUCGCUGACCUCAUCACCACCUGCUACGGAGGGCGGAACCGCAAGGUGGCGGAGGCCUUUGCCCGCACAGGAAAGUCCAUUGAGCAGCUGGAGAAAGAGAUGCUGAAUGGGCAGAAGCUGCAGGGGCCCCAGACAGCCCGGGAGGUACACAGCAUCCUCCAGCACAAGGGCCUGGUGGACAAGUUCCCUCUGUUCAUGGCUGUGUACAGGGUAUGCUAUGAGAGCCAGCCCGUGGGGGAAUUCAUCCGCUGCCUGCAGAAUCAUCCAGAACAUAUGUGAGCGGGGCUGUGGCCCAGGCCAGGCAGCUUCUUUACCCCAGUGGAAACAGGCAGAAGCUUGGGUACCUGGCCACCAGGAUCUCCGGGACUCCCCACAGAGCAGCCUUUGCUCAGCUUUUCACUGGAGGACAGGAAGCUGUGGGGCCCAGCUACCUGCCUGGAGACCCUGAACCACCAAGCUGCUGCAGCCUCUUGCUACCACAUCUCACCAGAAAUGGAGAUGUCCUGUCCCUCUCCAGAUGUAGGGCUUUCUCCCUGUCCUCUGGGAAGCCCCAGUGCUGCCUGCCUGGGUGUGUGUGGUGGAGCAGAUGGUAGAGGGAGAGGGAGGCGAGACAAGGGCUAUCCACUGCUGCCUCACACAGAAUAGGAAUCCUUUCCCCAAGCCCAGUUAAGUAGUAGCUAAAGAGCUAUGAGGUAAGGGCUGCCAGGGAGGGUCUGGGCUUUUGAGCUGACGUAGGGACCUUUGCUCUGACCUCUGCCAGCCCCCACACAGCAUUAAGGGAUCUCAGUGUUUGUUAACAAAAUACAAAGAUCUCAACACCCUUGCCCUCCCAGCUUCUCCUAGCAAUACCUGCGUCCUCAGAAACCUCUGGUCAUUCCCUCCCCCACCUCCCCCGGCUGCCCUGGCACCAGAGUUUCUGCCAAGCUGGCAUCUCUGGCCCGGGGCCUUUUAUUCUCCCCAUGGACUUCCUCGUUCCUAGUUCUUGGCCAGCUCCUCCCCACCGUGCAUGACCUUUCGGAGCCUUCCCUUACCCUCCCUGCCAGCACCCUCUUUGGGGAGCAGGAACUUAAUCUGCUGACAGAGCUACACCUUUUCAUAACAGGCUCAGAUCCCUCAGCUCCCUGUGACCUUUGUAUUUACCCUGCCUCCCUUCUUAGGAGCCCUAGUGUGUUGUGGGGGGAGGAGAUUUUAGCUGGGUCCCUCCUCCUGCUAUCUCCCCAGGAUUGGCUCCACCCUUUUCCUUCUCCCAAACCCUGUACCUAUUUCUCAACUGCCUGCAGAGCAGCCAGGGAAGCUAAGCAACGCCUGUAUCUAGAGACCCAGGAGCCAGAGAGUGGCCCAAAGGCUGAUCAGGGGUAGGGAGGGGUGAGCAGGUCCCCAUGUUGGUGGGUCCUGACAUUCCAAGGCCAGCUCUCCUGUGUCAUCUGAAGGCCUUGUCACGAGGUAUAUAUUAGCACAAGAGCUGGGAAACUCAAGGAGGAAAAAAAUGAAAACCACUCUAUCCCCUGGGGUGAGGGAAGAACAGAAAGGGGAGGAGGCAGAGGACUGGGCCUUGCUCCAGGAUGGGGUGGCAGUGGGGGAAUGUCACAGGUCAGCAGCCUGGGCUCUGGGUUUAUAAAUAGUCCCCGAGAGCCUAAAGGCCUCCAGCUGAGGGUCUCAGCUUCCUGUGUGGCAGCACCUGGCACAUCACAGCUGUGGCCAGCGUUAAGUUAACCCUCCCUUAUUCCUGACCAAACCAGGGAGGCAGGCUCCUUUCAGUCUCUAGCCCUUGAGAAUUCAUUUUCUUACCAGCGAAGGGCAGAGCUGCCUGGAUCAGGCACUGGGAGUGAGGAGCACAGUCACCCCACAUCUGGCUGGGCUCAGGUGGGGAUCACCGACUGAAUCCAGGAAGUCAAAGUGGGGGCAGAAAGACAGCUCCCUUCCCUCAGCUGCAGCUGCGACCUUGUUAGACAAACACUUUUGCCUACUUUUGUUCACUCCACAGUUAACUGAAUUUGAGGCCUUCUAAUCAGGCCUACAUGUCUACCCAAUAAAGCCUUUUUCCAGAAA
Messenger RNA from Rhinolophus ferrumequinum (greater horseshoe bat), 3004 nucleotides. RefSeq names its product glycerol-3-phosphate dehydrogenase 1 (gene GPD1). NCBI's taxonomy places the organism in Eukaryota, Metazoa, Chordata, Mammalia, Chiroptera, Rhinolophidae. Bases 119 to 1234 code for a protein of 371 amino acids. The record is from RefSeq and is a predicted model, not a curated record. Gene Ontology annotation, molecular function: glycerol-3-phosphate dehydrogenase [NAD(P)+] activity; protein homodimerization activity; NAD binding. Gene Ontology annotation, cellular component: cytosol; glycerol-3-phosphate dehydrogenase (FAD) complex. The transcript is spliced from 8 exons. Gene Ontology annotation, biological process: carbohydrate metabolic process; glycerol-3-phosphate catabolic process.